This is a messenger RNA of Neolamprologus brichardi, 1950 nucleotides long. NCBI's taxonomy places the organism in Eukaryota, Metazoa, Chordata, Actinopteri, Cichliformes, Cichlidae. The record is from RefSeq and is a predicted model, not a curated record.
GUCUUUGUGCUUUUCAAGACAGAGAGGCGACAGAAGGGAAAAAAACAGCUGGAUCCAACAACCAUCCAGCUAGCGUUACCACUAGCAGCAACCAGCUCCUCAAACCGGCUAACCCCCCUCGGCUGCCUGACUUCCGAAAGCUGGUUGUGAGGCUGAUGAUGUGGUGUGAAGAUGGAGGCUCCUGAAUACCUCGACCUGGAUGAGAUCGACUUCUCUGAUGAUUCAGUGUAUUCUGUCACGUCUCUGAAGAGCAUCCCUGAGCUGUCCAGGAGAAGCGAUGGUCAGGCAGAGGAGAGGCAAGCUCCAGCCAUCAAUUGGAGCCGCAGUGUGUCCUCCCACAGCGGCGGGGGAAUCAAACCCACAGGCAUUGCUGAGGUUCACAGUAAGUUCCGGCCGGUGAAGAGGGUCUCACCUCUUAAGCACCAACCAGAAACCACUGACGCAGAGACCGAUGGUAAAGUCCAAGGUCAGGGGCUGGUUCUGGGGGAGCCAGUUGAGAGUAGUAAGGAUGACCCUGACAAACAGACUAAUGCCUCCUCUGACGGGCAGGGGGGAAAGGCUAAGAGCCUGGGCAGCAGUGUUGGUGUUGUUGGAGGGAGCAACAACCCCCAGGCUUUGUUUGGGGAACUGGAGCACUAUGACCUGGACAUGGAUGAGAUCCUGGAUGUGCCUUAUAUCAAGUCCACUCAGCAGAUGUCCACGCUGCCCCGUGUUCCCCACGACAAGCGGUCAGUGACAGGGAGCAACAUAGGUGGAGGCACACUGGAGAGGAAUCGGGGAGGAGGGCUGAAGAACUCCACUUUAACCCACAAUGAGCCUCUGAGCCUGGGCAGCAGUAGUAGCUCACAAACUCAGUAUUGCGUUCUGUCACCAGUGAAGUGGUCUGACCUGAGGAAGUCCAAAUCAAUGGAUCCAGACCUCCACCACCUCCACCGAUCCCCAGGUGGAGGAGGAGGUUACCAGCCAGAGAUGUCUUCUGGCCUCCUUAGCUGCUCCUCCUCUCUCUCUUCUUUCUCUGAUGCAGACUCUCAGAGCCAGAGACCAAGUGUGGACCCUCCAGGGGGCCCGGGACUAAUUUUCCCUCUGCCAGGGGGCAGCGUGAGCAGGCAGGACAGCUCCAAAUCCCGGGCUUCUGCAUCAGGAGGAGUGGGAGGUGGGUCAAGGGGGUUUGGAGGGAGUGGUGGAGCAGGAGGGGAAGUAGACGAGGAAUCCAAGAAGAACCAGAACAUCAUUAACAUCGUUAGAGAAGGACAGAUCUCAUUGCUGCCUCACCUGGCAGCUGAUAAUCUGGAGCUGAUCAGAGACGAGGAUGGAAACAACCUGCUCCACAUCUCGGCCUCUCAGGGCCACGCCGACUGUCUGCAGCAUCUCACAUCUUUGAUGGGGGAGGAUUGUCUCAAUGAGCGCAACAACCAGCAGCUCACCCCCGCUGGUCUGGGGGUCAAGAAUGGUCAUCUGGAGUGCGUGAGGUGGAUGGUAAGUGAGACAGAAGCCAUUGCCGAGCUGAGCUGCACCAGAGAACAUCCCAGUUUGAUCCACUACGCGGCCCGAUACGGACAGGAGAAGGUGUUGCUGUGGUUGCUUCAGUUCAUGCAGGAACAGGCUAUCUCUCUGGAUGAAGUCGACCAGAACGGAAACACUGCAGUCCACAUAGCAGCUCAGUAUGGUCACCUCAGCUGUAUACAGACUCUGGUGGAGUACGGCUCCAAUGUGACAUUCCAGAACCAGCAGGGGGAGCGGCCUUCCCAGAGUGCCGAGCGGCAGGGACACACCACUUGCGCCCGCUACCUGGUUGUAGUGGAAACCUGCAUGUCGCUGGCCUCGCAGGUUGUUAAGCUCACCAAGCAGCUCAAUGAACAGGCGUCAGAGAGAAUGGCCUUACAGAAGCAGCUGCAGAGACUGAUGGAGCCCAACAAGGCAGAGGGGACACCGUCCAGAUCACCCAGGUAA